Molecule: messenger RNA, 2331 nt
Organism: Daphnia pulicaria
Lineage: Eukaryota; Metazoa; Arthropoda; Branchiopoda; Diplostraca; Daphniidae
Exons: 17
Coding region: 106-2202 (698 amino acids)
Biological process (GO): late endosome to vacuole transport via multivesicular body sorting pathway
Cellular component (GO): multivesicular body
Molecular function (GO): protein binding
Source: RefSeq, a predicted model, not a curated record
CUUGUAGUAGUAAAAAUAAAUCGAAGGAGCCGUGUUUCGGAAUUUCAUCUUUACUAACCGCAUUUUGCAGUUUUAUCCAGCACUGUAUCAUGUCUCAACCGGCCUAUGCAACAGCGACGUGUGAGAGAUUAUUCCUUAUCUUAUCUUUUAUUAUCCAGUUACGAUACGAUUCAGCUCGCUGUAGGUCGCGCCAGGAUUUUUGAUAUAAUCAUGGCUAUUUCUUUGCCACUUUGUUUGCCCGCAAACUUGAAAAGUAUGCAACCGUAUCUGGAUAUGGCCACUGAUUAUGAAUCCAAGGAUCCGUGCAUUAGUUACUGGUGCCGACUGUAUGUUCUAAAACAAGGAUUUAUCCUGAAAAGAGUAGAAGAUGAUCUCUCAUUUUUGCUCGUUUUGAUGGAAGUUUUGGGAAAGAACAAACAAAAUUUGCAAUCUAAAAUAGAGGCUACUGAUAUACCUGUUGCUCGAGCUCACCUUGAAGGUGUGGUACAGAAUUUGUUAAGCUGGGCAGAAAAUGUGCCGCCUUUGGAAUCACUAACAAAUGUUGUUCCUAAGGCAAUCGAGUCUGCUGGAAUGCUGCUGGAUGUAUGCUCUAUAUUUGGAGAGCCAAGUGAAGGGAAAUUUGAGAAAAAAAAGUUUACCGACUCACAUCAAGCAAAUUUUCACAGGGAAUUCCAAUCACAGUCGACAACAAAAAAAUCAAACAUUCAGUACCAAGAUUUCGGAAAGUUAUCUGAAGAUCCCAAAGAUCGUAACGUUUGGAAACCCAAGCACGCUUCAAAAUCGAAGGAAGAGGAAGGAAAUUUGGAUAAAACCGUCAUUGAGACAAUGCUUAUGACCGUACGAGGAUACUUGAAUAAAUGGACUCCGAACCCGAACUUUUACAUCGAUUUUCAGCACAGUCUGGAGAAGUAUUUGAGAGACGCGACCCAAUUGACUACAGAUGACGUCUGUAGCUGGAUUCAGAAACAAUAUGUUGGUGAAGUGAAUCCCGCUUUCAUUCGUACCUUGGUCACCGCAGUAACCGAGAGUUCUAUUGAAGGACGUGGUACAGACAGUAAACUGAACUGCACUGUUUUGAAAAAUCGGACGGAGGUGUUGAGGCGGUACGUUGACAACAUUGCUGAUCGUGAGCUUCAACUGCUUUACGCAGUUCAGACUUUAGUUACCCAGCGACAACACCCCAAAGGUUUAAUUCAAGGCAUCUUCGAGACCCUCUAUGACAGUAACGUCGUUUCUGAAGAGGGCUUUGAGUCGUGGGUGUCUGCCGACGAUCCUUUGGAACGUGAAGGCAAAGCUGUGGCACUCAAGAUGAUCACAUCUUUUCUGACGUGGCUGAAGGAUGCUGACCCUGAAAGCGAUCAAGAGGCGGAUGAUUUUUGGGACAUUUCCGGAGAACUCCAAAAUAAUGAGACGAAGAAGAAUUUGACAUCUACUGCAAUGGAUGAGGGGGAAAAGCUGACGACACAGUCACCAAAAAAUGCCAUUGAACCAGAAAGGAGAAAGAUCUAUGACCGGCUCUUCCUUUUAGAACUACGAAACCAUCCAUUGUCACUGAAAAGACCGGAAGGUCUGCCCAGUUUGGAAAUUGUUCGAAAUAAGUUUUUUGGUCGUCAGAUACGUACGGGAAAUCAGCACAUGCCUAGACCCCCUAUGGCAGGAGGUACCAUUAAUCCGAAUCGCCCACCUAAUGCUCCUCAGGCCUUACCUUACCCUGGGAUGAAUAAACCCUUACUUUUCGUCAUUGGAGAUCAAUUCAGCAAGCAAUCGCCCUAUUUAUCGUACCCGGCGAAUCCUCCAGCGUCUUAUCCGCAAUCAGGGAACCUGCCUACCGGAAAUGUGUCGUUCCAGCAACCGCGAGCAGCUCAGCAAACGUAUGGUUACAGACAGACGCCCCCAUACCCGACUUUUCCUAUGCAGAGUACUCCAGCUGUCUUUUACCAGCAACAGCAGCCUCAACCCCAGCAACCUCAACAACAACAACAACCCCAACAGCCUCAGCAAGUCCCUGUCACUACACCAACGAAGGCACAACCGCGUGAAAGUUCUGGAUCAUCACGGAGGGCAAGGUCAAGUGCCUUGCGUCUUGUUGACCCCAAUACUAAUAGGGACGUCUUAACCGGUGAGGAAGUGUUGGUCAGUACGUCAGUUGUGGUUACUCCAACCACUUCUACGCCUCCUGAAUUAGUUUUCUCGCCAAAAUAAAAUGCUGUUAUUUUGACUACCUGUUUGUUACCAAUAAUAUAACUUAUCCUUAAUUACUCAAGCAACAACAUCCUUAAAAUUACAUCAUCGCUCGGAGGCACUUUGAUACACAUUUAUAUGUAGCGUUUU